GCCGGGGUGUGUGUCGGGGGAGGGAGAGCGCGCAGAGUCCGCGCCCGGAGCCCGCGCCCAGGAAGAGUCGGACCUUCGGCGCGUCCGCCGCCGCCGCCUGCGCCCGGCCGGGCUAUUACCAAAAGAUGGUGGAUCGUUUGGCAAACAGUGAAGCAAAUACCAGACGCAUAAGUAUAGUUGAAAAUUGCUUUGGAGCAGCUGGUCAACCCCUCACUAUACCUGGGCGGGUGCUAAUUGGAGAAGGAGUAUUGACUAAGUUGUGCAGAAAGAAGCCUAAGGCAAGGCAGUUUUUCCUAUUUAAUGAUAUUCUUGUAUAUGGCAACAUUGUCAUCCAAAAGAAAAAGUACAACAAACAACAUAUAAUCCCCUUAGAGAAUGUCACCAUUGAUUCCAUCAAAGAUGAAGGAGAAUUAAGGAAUGGGUGGCUUAUCAAGACACCAACUAAAUCAUUCGCAGUGUAUGCUGCCACCGCCACCGAGAAGUCAGAAUGGAUGAAUCACAUAAAUAAAUGUGUUACUGAUUUACUCUCCAAAAGUGGGAAGACACCCAGUAAUGAGCAUGCUGCUGUGUGGGUUCCUGACUCUGAAGCCACUGUGUGUAUGCGCUGUCAGAAAGCAAAAUUUACACCUGUUAAUCGUCGUCACCAUUGCCGAAAAUGUGGUUUUGUUGUUUGUGGGCCCUGCUCUGAAAAGAGAUUUCUUCUUCCAAGCCAGUCUUCUAAGCCUGUGCGGAUUUGUGACUUCUGCUAUGACCUGCUUUCCACCGGGGACAUGGCCACGUGCCAGCCCACUAGAUCAGACUCUUACAGUCAGUCACUGAAGUCUCCUUUAAACGAUGUAUCUGAUGAUGAUGAUGACGACGAUGAUGACAGCAGCGACUAAGAACACGUUUUGAAAUAUUUAAUUGGGCUUGACUAUUUGAGAAAUCAGCUGUGGCGGAAAUGUCAAAUUCUUUGCUCUCAGUUACUCUAACAGCGAAUUUGCCUGAGAAACUUUGAACCUAUGUGCCUCUAUCUCUGAUAGAAACUAGGCCCCUUGCCUUCUGCUCCUUCCUGGGCUCCAACAGAGAUACAUUGUUGUUGGGAUAAUGUUUUGGUUUCUUGUUUAUUUCUAGAUUAUUUUCUUGUAAAUUGGGGAGAGAUGUUUAUUUAACAGAUCUUGUACAUUUUUUCCCUGUUAAGUGGAAAAAAUAUAAGCACAGAAUGGGAACAAGAGUAUAAUGUAACUAGUUAAUAGUAGCAUAUUUCUGCCAUUCUGUGUAAUGGUUAAGACACCAGUGACUAUGGUUUGGAAAUACCAAGUGGUGCCUUAUUGUAAUGACACUGUUACAUGAAACAAGCCCAGACCCUCUCAGUUUUUGGUUGGUUUAAAGACAUCGGUGCUCUUGGUGAUAAAAUGAAUCUUUAUUAAUGAGUGUAAUUCAAAGAACUAAAUUUAGAGGUGUCUUCAUUCUGUAUGAAUACAUACUUUUCCUAAAAUAGUUCUGGUUAUAUUUUUAUAUCUUACAGGCACCAGAUCACAGUGGUCACAUACAUGUUUAAAUUAAUAGGUUGCCAUUUUGAAGAGUUUGGUUUGACAUUUAUCACUAGUUUAGAAAUGGCAUAUUGCAUUAGCUUUGACUUUCAGUAAGACUUUUUUUUUAGAUGCAGAUUCAUCUGCUUUCACAUUAUUUUAGAAUGAAAAAGUCUUCUUAUAAAACCUUUGGAAAUAAGAGUCUUUAUAAAAAAAAAAAAAUCCCACAGUGGAACAUAUAUCUCCCAAGGCUUGAAGAUUUGGAAAAAGAAAUGUGUGUAAGGCAGGCCACUCCUAAGUUUUACUAGAUGGCAUAUCUGUGUGAAGUAUUGUCUAUUGCAUUGUGAAAUGACCUUGAAUUUACAAAUGGUGUUAUAUUUUAUAAAGUUUUGUAAAGCCCCAAACAAUUUCUAUUUUUGUAAGCCAAUUGUAUGCUUAAUCUGUUUCUGAAACCAUUUAACAAUGUAUGGAAAUAGAGUAGCCGUUGGUAUUUCUAAAUUGUGAAGUUUAAGUGGGCCUAGUCUAGAUUGUUUUUGAGAAGUGGUUGUUUCUCCUCUGCUGUUGGGGGCAGGCAUGAGGUUGACGGUAUGUUUACUGCAUACACCUGGAUGUGUUUGCACUGUCUCACCACUUACUUGUCUGCUGCAGUAACUAAGUCACCAGUCUACAAGUUUUAAGUUCUAAAGUUAAAAAUACUCUAAGUCUGGAUAACAUUCUAAAUGUCCUAAGAGGUUUAUUGAUAAUGUGUGGACUGAGAAUUUUUCUUAUCAGAUAUUGGUUGAAUUACUGUUCAAGUGUGAAAGUGUCUGAAAUAUUUAUGACCCCCUGAAGGGAAUGUGAGCGAAAAGCACAACAAAACUAGGGCUUGGAGUUUUGUCUCAUUCUGUUCUUUGUUUUGUUUGGUUUUAUAUCAGGUGGACUUUUUUUUUUUUUCCUUUGGCUUAUAGGCAAUCUAUACAUAUAGUCAACAUAGCUGAAAGGACCGUAAAGUGAGAGAAAUGCUAAUGGAAACUCGCUGGUACACAGGCGCCUAGUAAAUUCAGGAUCCAAGGAAAAUGUUCUCACAGAACACUGCUUUGUCAACCUCUCUUGACUGUUUUUACAAUAAAAACUAUUUUGCAACUUA
Molecule: messenger RNA, 2637 nt
Organism: Jaculus jaculus (lesser Egyptian jerboa)
Lineage: Eukaryota; Metazoa; Chordata; Mammalia; Rodentia; Dipodidae
Gene: Plekhf2
Product: pleckstrin homology and FYVE domain containing 2
Exons: 2
Coding region: 126-881 (251 amino acids)
Molecular function (GO): metal ion binding; phosphatidylinositol binding
Source: RefSeq, a predicted model, not a curated record